Molecule: messenger RNA, 1160 nt
Organism: Aspergillus campestris IBT 28561
Lineage: Eukaryota; Fungi; Ascomycota; Eurotiomycetes; Eurotiales; Aspergillaceae
Exons: 3
Coding region: 98-727 (209 amino acids)
Biological process (GO): mitochondrial respiratory chain complex I assembly
Cellular component (GO): membrane
Source: RefSeq, a predicted model, not a curated record
CACCCCAGCUGCUCCCACCACUCCAUUGAUAGCCCUCGACUCUGGCCUUUCUUGCUACCCUGUCUGUCUGACAGAUCUACAAUAUCCCCCCGAUUCAAUGAGCCCCAUCAACAGCCUCUGGUUCAAGUGGAAAAGCCUCCGCCUCCCGUGGCGAAAAUCCUUCCUCGUCGGCCAAGACCUGCGAGGCAACACAUUCUGGGAAUUCAAAGAUGCGCUGAACGCCGGUCGAUUCCGGCGCAUCGUGAAAUUCGACCCGAAGACCCAUUUCGCCGAUGUUCAAGUGACACCGCAAUGGCACCAAUGGCUCCGUCACGUCCGUCGCGAGCCCCCCUCCAUCCAAGAACAGCAGCAGGAUGUCCUCCGCCAAAUGCAGAUCAAGCAGUUGGCGCGUCUGGCCGAUGAGCGCUGGGCCAGCAAGCCCUCUUAUCUGGAUAAACCUGCGACGAAUGCUACACCUGCGCCUGCGACUGCCAACCCUGCCGACGCAGUAACAGCACCGGCAGCGGCACCAGCAGCACCAGCAUCGACACCCGACGCGCCUACGGCCCAGGAGAGUGCCCCUCAGCAACAGACACCCCCCGCUGCUGGCACAGAGACCAAACCUAGAACGGACGACGCUACCACCACCACCAAGAAAGAUAAAGAUCCCUGGGCGGCAGCUGGCAAGGGCGGACCGAGUGAGAAAUGGGAGCCGGAGCCUUGGACGCCCAGUGUCGCUCGGCGGUGAUCGACUUUAAAGAAAAAAAAAAAAGGAAAAAGAAAAAGACCUUCGUGUCCUUGGGGUGAAACAUGGUGCCUGGGAAAAGUAGCGCCUCGAGGCGCUAACCGGGUGAUAGACAAUCCGUUGAGAGACACUGGGCUACGGCUGGCUACUUUAGACUGAUUUGCGCGGGGCUCCACUGUCUUGCUGAAUGGACGAACGUCGGUCGAUUCAUCCCUUCCGGGCUAUUGGUAUUGGUACAAUGGUCGGUUAUGAAUUUAUAUAUCCGACCAAACCAGUUCGGCACGGAGCUUUUGCCAAGCUCCACAGGGUCAGCGCUUAGAUAGACUGGUAUCAUGUUUGGGUUUGUUUAUUCUUGCAUGUAUUAUAUACAUAACUCCUGAGUGUCAAGACUCAACUCACUGUGACUAUACUCCUAAUGAAUAUGUACAACCUGGAA